Messenger RNA from Pistacia vera, 4102 nucleotides. RefSeq names its product probable LRR receptor-like serine/threonine-protein kinase At1g29720. The record is from RefSeq and is a predicted model, not a curated record. Gene Ontology annotation, molecular function: protein binding; protein kinase activity; ATP binding. NCBI's taxonomy places the organism in Eukaryota, Viridiplantae, Streptophyta, Magnoliopsida, Sapindales, Anacardiaceae. Gene Ontology annotation, biological process: protein phosphorylation.
AUUGUUCUCAACUUCUCCAAAAAGAAACAUGGUGGUGUUUUUGAAGCAGCAGUGGUUUCUUCCACUUUGUUUUGCCGUUUUAUCUUGCUUUGGACCUCUAACAUUUGCUGUGUUUCCACUGCACCCUGACGAAGCCAUCGUUCUUAAGCAAAUGGCUGCAACAAUGGGCUUCACACUCUUGAAUUCCACAGAGGAUCCUUGCCAAUCACAUAUGCUUCCAAUACCCACUUACCACCCAGAAGCAAGUAAUGCCACAACCCACACCAACAUAAUCCUUUGUAACUACACUCUUGGCAAUUACUCUCACAUCACCAACAUAUCACUCAAAAGUCUGAGUUUUCAAGGCAGGCUUCCACCGCAACUUGUCAACCUUAAGUUCCUCCGGUUCAUUGAUUUCACUCGCAACUAUCUCAAUGGCACUCUUCCAAAGGAAUGGGCUUCAUUGCAGCAUUUGGACACUAUCUCGGUUACUGCCAACCGCUUAACGGGGGAAAUUCCACCGGAUUGGGGCAAUCUUACCAAUCUUAUUCACUUGAGCUUGGAAGCCAACCAGUUGUCUGGAAGCAUCCCUGAGGAGCUUGGGAAAUUGGUUAAAUUAAACGUUCUGGCACUUUCCUCCAAUCAGUUUGUUGGACGCUUGCCUAAAACACUAGCGAACAUCAAGAACAUGAAUAGUUUUAGAAUAAGUGAUAAUAACUUUAGUGGCCCCGUACCAGAACUUAUUGGAAAAUGGACACAUCUCACAAGGCUGGAAAUGUAUUCAAGUGGAUUUGAAGGACCCAUUCCUGAUGCGAUUUUUCAUCUAGAAAAUUUGACAGACCUGAGGAUCUCAGAUAUGACUGGACUACAAAACUUCAGUUUUCCAAAUCUUAGCAAGAAGAUUAAUCACUUGGUUUUGAGAAACUUGAAUAUGUCUGGACGGUUCCCGACAGACAUUGGGCACAUUGAUAACACACUUGAUCUGACCUUUAACAAUUUGGAAGGAGAAAUUAACAUUGAUGCAGUACCUGCUCGUUAUACCUUCCUGGGUGGGAAUAGGUUCACUGGAAAAAUACCCGAUUCAAUCCUCUCAAGUGGACACUUUGUGGAUCUUUCUUAUAAUAACUUCACACCGCUAACAAGCGGUUGUCCAAAUAACAGACAAAUAAACAUGUAUCAAAGCUUUUCUCAGAAGAACAACACAAGCGGACUUCUUUCAUGCCCCAGUACAACCAGCUGUCAAAAAUACUAUCGAUCACUCCACAUAAAUUGUGGUGGACCAGAUAUAACAAUCAACAAUAACCUGUAUGAAGGUGAUCGAAAUGCUGGAUUUGGAGCUGCAUGGAACUAUAACUAUGGAACAAAUUGGGGAUUCAUUAGCACUGGAGACUUCAUGGACGAUAAUGAAACAAAUAGCAAUGGAUAUAUUAUAUCUACAAACUCUACCCCAUUGAAUUUCUCAGGAUUGUACUCAACGGCACGUGCAAGUCCUCUCUAUCUCAUCUAUUAUGGAUAUUGUUUGGUUAAUGGGAAUUACACCGUGAACCUCCACUUUGCGGAGAUAGUAUUCAGGGAUGCAGAACCAUACAACAGAGUUGGAAGACGCAUAUUUAGUAUUUAUAUUCAGGGAAGAUUAGUGCAGAAAGAUUUCAAUAUAAAGGAGGCAGCCAAUGGAACUGGUAAAGCAAUUAUAAGAUCAUUUAACACCACAGUGACAGACAAUACUCUUGAAAUCCGCUUGUAUUGGACUGGGAAAGGGACUACUUGUAUCCCAAGUAGAGGAUAUUAUGGUGCAAUUAUAUCUGCUAUUUCAGUAUGUUAUGGUUUGGAAUCUAAUUGUGUAGGCGAGAUAUAUGGAGAAUCUAAGAAAACAAGAAAUUUACCUGUUGUGGUUGGAGUUGUCACUUCAGUUUUGAGCCUUAUUUUCAUCACCAUGGGUUUCUUCUAUUGGAGAUGCUACACUUCUGGGCACAAAAGCACAACAAAAAGAGAUCUUGAGGGGCUAGAUCUGCAAACAUGUACCUUCACUUUCAGACAACUAAGAGCGGCCACUAAAAAUUUUGAUUCUGAAAACAAGAUUGGAGAAGGUGGUUUUGGAUCUGUAUAUAAGGGCAAACUAUCAGACGGUACCAUUAUUGCUGUGAAGCAGCUUUCUUCUAAAUCAAGGCAAGGAAACCGUGAGUUCGUCAAUGAGAUAGGGAUGAUUUCUGGUUUGCAACACCCAAAUCUUGUGAAGCUAUUUGGAUGCUGUGUUGAGGGGAAUCAGUUACUAUUGGUUUAUGAGUACAUGGAAAAUAACUGCCUCGCGCAUGCCCUUUUUGACUAUCGAUCACUCCACAUAAAUUGUGGUGGACCAGAUAUAACAAUCAACAAUACCCUGUAUGAAGGUGAUCGAAAUGCUGGAUUUGGAGCUGCAUGGAACUAUAACUAUGGAACAAAUUGGGGAUUCAUUAGCACUGGAGACUUCAUGGAUGAUAAUGAAAUGAAUAGCAAUGGAUAUAUUAUAUCUACAAACUCUACACCAUUGAAUUUCUCAGGAUUGUACUCAACGGCACGUGCAAGUCCUCUCUAUCUCAUCUAUUAUGGAUAUUGUUUGGUUAAUGGGAAUUACACCGUGAACCUCCACUUUGCGGAGAUAUUAUUCAGGGAUGCAGAACCAUACAACAGAGUUGGAAGACGCAUAUUUAGGAAUAUUAGUGCAGAAAAUUUUAAUAUAAAGGAGGCAGCCAAUGGAACUGGUAAAGCAAUUAUAAGAUCAUUUAACACCACAGUGACUGACAAUACUCUUGAAAUCCGCUUGUAUUGGACUGGGAAAGGGACUACUUGUAUCCAAGUAGAGGAUAUUAUGGUUUGGAAUCAUUGUGUAGGAGAGAUAUAUGGAGCCUUAUUUCAUCACCAUGGGUUUCUUCUAUUGGGAUGCUAUACUUCUGGGCACAAAAACACAACAGAAAGAGAUCUUGAGGGGCUAGAUCUGCAAACAUGUACCUUCACUUUCAGACAACUAAGAGCGGCCACUAAAAAUUUUGAUUCUGAAAACAAGAUUGGAGAAGGUGGUUUUGGAUCUGUAUAUAAGGGCAAACUAUCAGAUGGUACCAUUAUUGCUGUGAAGCAGCUUUCUUCUACACAAGGAAAUCGUGAAUUCGAUGAGAUAGGGAUGAUUUCUGGUUUACAACACCCAACUGUGAAGCUUUUUGGAUGCUGCGUUGAGGGGAAUCAGUUACUGUUGUUUUAUGAGUACAUGGAAAAUAACUGCCUUGCGCUUGCCCUUUUUGGUAAACGUGUUAAUAAUACCUUGAAGUUGGACUGGGAAACAAGACAGAAGAUAUGUGUUGGAAUAGCCAGAGGUUUAGCCUUUCUUCAUGGAUCAACUCUUAGGAUAGUUCACAGGGACAUCAAAGCUACAAAUGUACUGCUUGACAGAGAAUUGAAUCCAAAAUCAGAUUUUGGAUUAGCUAAGCUUAAGGAAGAGGAGAACACUCACAUUAGCACUAAAUUGCUGGAACUAUGUGGGUAUAUGGCUCCAGAAUAUGCACUAUGGGUUUAUCUAACAGAAAAGGCAGAUGUUUAUAGCUUUGGAGUGGUUGCUUUGGAAAUCGCCAGUGGAAUGAAUAAUGCCAGUUCAGGGUAAAGUGAAUGUGUUUGCCUUCUCGAUUGGGCCUUUGAUUUGCAACAGAAAGGAAACUUGAUGGAGUUAGUGGAUCCGAAGUUGGAGAAUGAAUUUAACAGGAAGCUGAAGGAUGAUAAAAGUCUCUGUUAUCUCCAUGCAUCCCCAUCACUGAGGCCAACUAUGUCAGAGGUAGUUAGUAUGCUUGAUGCAGAAACUGAUAUUCAGAAGAAGCUCAGCCCAAACUUUUCUUCAGAUAAAACAUCACUUGGUUCUUCCACACAUCUGCCCACGAUCUCUUCUCUAUCAAUCCUGAGAGCAUUAGAAAAAUUACAUCGGCCCAUGAUCUUUAUCCACUCCCUUCCCAGACCACCUCUCUUAACGUUAGCGAUACUUCUUCUAUUUUACAUCAUAGUUCUUGAGUCUUACAUACAAUUAACUAGAUAUUCAUUACUGGUUUAUAUAAUCCUUUUAUUUCUCUUUGCUAUAAUUUGUAUUGCAAUCCGAACUGCUUCUUAA